UGUUUCUCUCUCAUGGAUGUUUCUCUCUCUCCCUCUCCUCCUCUCUCCAAAAAAAAAUAAUAACUUUGGUACCUUAGAAAGAACUGCCCACAUUGUCCUUAUUGCUGCAAAUAUGAAUUUAGCAGAUCAUACAGCUUUCUCGACCCUAUGUUUGUUGUCCUUUUGUAGAUCGUUGCUAGGAAGAGCUCUGGGUACAAAUAUGAACACCUUGCAUGUGACGAUGGCUCACAUCCUAAGAUCUCGUCUGAUAAAUGCUGCCGUGAUUCCUAGCCGAGUGACAAUGCUUCCGUAUCUCGGAGUCAUUGGAAAUAGGAUGUCAACUCAUAAGUCGAAAAAGAAGAUGCGAGAAUAUUACAGGCUGCUGGGCCUGGAGGAAGGGUGCUCUGCGGAGGACGUCAGGGAAUCUUUCCGUAAGCUUGCCAAGCAGUACCAUCCAGACGGUGGCUCCUCCACUGCCGAUUCUGCAACAUUUAUAAAGAUCGAAGAAGCUUACAGGAAGGUGCUUUCCCACGUGACGGAACAAGCAAGGGCCACACAGAAUAAAGCUGAAGAGGCAGACGACGACGAAAACACCAAGUACACGGCACCCCAACACCGGCAUUAUUUAAGUUUCGAAGGCGUUGGCUUUGGAACUCCGAGCCAGCGAGAGAAGCAGUAUAGGCAGUUUAGAGCGGACCGUGCGGCGGAGCAAGUGAUGGAAUAUCAAAAGCAGAAACUGCACAGCCAGUAUUUCCCUGAUAGCCUAACCGUUAAAGACGUGAGACAGAGUAAAGAACAAAAGAUAACUCAAGCAAUAGAGCGUUUAGUGGAGGAUCUCAUUCAGGAGUCAAUGGCAAAAGGAGACUUUGACAAUCUCAGCGGGAAAGGAAAACCUCUAAAGAAAUUUUCUGGCUGUUCAUAUAUUGAUCCCAUGACUCACAACCUGAACAGAAUAUUGAUAGAUAAUGGAUACCAACCGGAGUGGAUCCUAAUGCAAAAGGAAAUAAAGGAUACUAUCGAUCAGCUCAGAGAGGCAAUCUUGGUGUCCAGGAAAAAACUUGGGAAUCCCAUGACUCCCACCGAACAGAAACAGUGGAACCAAGUUUGUGAGCAGUUUCAGGAAAACAUCAGAAAACUAAACAAGCGAAUUAAUGAUUUUAAUUUAAUUGUUCCCCUCCUAACCAGGCAAAAAGUCCAUUUCAAUGCACAGAAGGAAAUUGCCAGAGCCCAGGAAAUAUAUGAGGCCCAUAUGAAAACAAAACAAGUCACAGAUAAAAACCCAAAUAGCGUUGAUUGGGUAGAAGGGGAGAAAACACCUGCAGUCAAGACAGGUUUUUUCAACUGGACGAAUAUGUGGAAAUUUAUUAAAAUCUGACCAUCUCAGUGUCCACAGUACUACCCCAAAUCAUUUUCAGUUGUAGUGACAUCACACAUAGAGGCUGGGACUUGUGGCUGUUACGCAGGAGUUUGAGAACUGUGUGCCUCAGUGCUUUUCACAAAACUCAUCACAGCUCCCGUAAUGUGUAAGGCAGAAAGCUGUAAGAAACUGCCUCAGGUAUGUUCAAGCAGCUUCGCCCUGGGAGUACAGCAGGGAAAGCAGAGAACCUCUGAGAAAACAGUUUAACCCAUUUCAGAGUUCGUCAGCCGUGAGGGACUCAGACUGGGUAUUCCAAACGUCUUAGCGCAGUUUUAAACUCUUACAACCAUUUGCCAUCUUCAGACACAGGCACUCAAACAACAACAGAAAAACAAAAAUAUGUUAUUAAAAGUCAUAAAACUAAACCAGUAUGGGAUGUAGGCAAGUAAACCUCCAAAUGAUGUAUGUUUUUGCAAGUUUGCUGCACUUACACACCUGAGGUUAUUAAAGCUCAAAAGUAGUAUAAGCCUGUUGCAACGCUCCAUGGGAGGAAAUGCUGGUGAGGAAAUAGCCUAUGGAGUUACUGCACUCUCCUUUUUUAUAAAGGGCUUCUCUGUGGGUACUGAAUUAAAAAUACACAUAUACAUAUGUGGGUUGUACUUUU
Molecule: messenger RNA, 2000 nt
Organism: Miniopterus natalensis
Lineage: Eukaryota; Metazoa; Chordata; Mammalia; Chiroptera; Miniopteridae
Source: RefSeq, a predicted model, not a curated record